Molecule: messenger RNA, 1355 nt
Organism: Aaosphaeria arxii CBS 175.79
Lineage: Eukaryota; Fungi; Ascomycota; Dothideomycetes; Pleosporales
Exons: 1
Coding region: 207-1355 (382 amino acids)
Source: RefSeq, a predicted model, not a curated record
CCUCAAGGAGCAACUUGCUCUUUAUUUGUCCCGAAUUUCGAUUUCAGGUACAGUAUUACUCAAUUUUAGAGUAUUAAUCUGCGGAUGUGACCACUGACGAUCGCAAAAACUAUGGUUUUAUAGGUUCUGACAGCAUUCUACAAGACUUGAGCACCAAUAUUGAUGUUAUUCGACUUUCGCCAGAUUUUUUCACCACUGAACUCAAUAUGUCCGAGCAGGAUUACUACUCCGAAUCCUUAGAGCGCCGCGUGGUUAAUAAACCGGGCGAGACUAGAUGGACAAAAGAAAUCACUGCAGAGCAUUUUCUGACGCUAUUGGAGACUAUCUUGCGGACUCAUCCUGAGACAGUCCCCGCAAUUCGGAAUAGCAUCAAUGGCCCAUGGCAGGGGAAUCUAUCCAACCCAAUUCAUUGUAUAUUCAGGAGGCAGAACUGGCCUGGCAUGGCGAAAUAUGACAUUCUCUGGAACAGAUUGCAGCCCGCCCUGAAGCUUGCUACACGAUAUAUUACCAGCGAUAAAUUGCAAGGAUUUUGGAUUCGUACGCUUUUGGGUCACCAGGUACCUCUGAAGAAUACCUCAAAAAUGGUCAUGGUUGGUCCUCGACUUAGCGACACAAAUCCAGGAGCAAUUCGGUCGGUGGCGAACAAGUUUGAGAAAAUAGCGGAUAACAUUCGAUGGGAGUUCGGCGUCAUGAAAUCGCACGGAUCUACCCAAUUCGAAAGGGGAGAGGAGGAGGAGGAGGAGAAGAAGAAGAAGAAGAAGAAGAACGCAAAGCACCACCACCUACGUAUCAACGUCAAUUAUUUCCGAUUCCUUUUGAGAGGUGAUAGCAAUGAAGUUCAACGCAUCCAAACGAAUUGGAUGCUUGCAAGCACCUUUGUGCACGAGCUUGCACAUGCCUUUUUCACAGCCAAAACCGGAAAGAAGCUGAAAGAGCCCUUGUUCGAUAUUGAUCAUUGGGAUACCGACCUUGGUUGGGCCUGGGAGCGGUGGAUGUGGGGUCCUGGUCGUUUCAAUGGUUCCCCCUGUCCCACUACCGGAAUCCAAGAAUUUACCUGGAGGCCAGAAAUCAAUUAUCCUUUGAACCCCUCUAUACGACGCCAAGGUUUCAUGACUUACGAAGUUCAUGUGCGAUGGCUGCACGAACAUUUCCUAGAGGAAACUUGGAAUCGGCUUGACGCCCUGCCCGUCGCCAAAAGGACUCUCUGGGAUGCACCGAAAGUUGGAGUUGCUGUGCUUCAGGGUCCAAGCAUUCGCAAUUUGAACCAACGGGGUUGGUACUGGGUACCAGAUGGCUGCGAUGAGAUCAAUCGAGAGACCGUUAGGUUCACGCCGGCACGCGGUACAGCACUAUAG